Molecule: messenger RNA, 829 nt
Organism: Pseudogymnoascus verrucosus
Lineage: Eukaryota; Fungi; Ascomycota; Leotiomycetes; Thelebolales; Thelebolaceae
Exons: 4
Coding region: 123-386 (87 amino acids)
Source: RefSeq, a predicted model, not a curated record
CCCCAGCUUCUAACCACGACUCUCAAUAUCCAGCGACACUUCACCGCUUCAAACAAGGGAGCUGCAUAUUCCUAUAACAUACCAAGAGCCAAUCCCUCAUAACACCCCCCACCGUCGCCAAUAUGAAGCCCGUCGUCAGCAUCAUGCAUGCCUGGUCAUGCAUCGUCAUCUCCGUCUUCGCCAUUGUGAUCCUCUCCGUCCUCGGCGCGCUGUUCAACGCAAACCACCACAGCCUGAUGGAUAGCAACGACGAUCCAGAGGAUGGGACCGUGGUGGCAGGGACGGCAUUUGCGGCUGUGGGUGUUUAUGGGUUCUUCCUUGUUUUCUGCGGCCUUCAAGCAUGGCUGCACGCGCGUGAGUCGAGGCGUGGGGCCAUCGCUUUAUAGAUACCGCCGAUAUGGGAAUCCACAGCCUCCAGAGCCGUGGCCGACCUAUCGACUAAUCGAGCAGCCGAUAUUCGAGGUUUAGGAUAGGAGAGAUGAGAUGGAAUUGAGCUAGACCACUUCGAAUAGUGGCCGACUAGCGAAGCGUGAUACCGAAGAAGAGAAUCGAGGAUAGGAGGGGGCGAGGGAUAGGCGAGCAUUCAGCGCUCUCCCCACAGCAGGAGCGCGGCGUUUCAGGGGUUCGACACAUGGGAUUGCUAUUUUUCUCUUACGGUAUAGAUAUUUGCGCACUUGAUGGGACCGGGAGGGUGGAAGAUAGAAAGCAUCUAGGAAGCGAGGUGUUGAGACAGAGGGAGAAGGCGAGGAUUGGGAGUAGGAACUCGGGAUUGGAGUUGUACGAAUAGUUGUACGGAGCCAGCCACCAUAUGGGAAUACAGGAGAGAUCG